UUUCAACAAGUGACUUCAUAUUUCAUAUGGACACUUGUCCUCAAAUUCACUACUAAAAUUAUCUGCCGAAAAAUGGCAGCUAGGGUGCAAAUCAACUUAGAAUAAAUUUCUAGUCAAUUUACAUUUUUUUCCUUCCCAUUUUUUGUUCUUUCUCUUUCAAACAAGGUACCUUAACUACAUUAUGAGGGUGUCUCCCUGAUUUCUGUUACAAAGGACUUGAUCAUACCAGCCUUAUUUCUUGGGAUCAACUUUCCAUGGCCAAUUCUUCCGCCAUCAUCGAAUUCCUAUUGAUGGGUUUCUCCAGCCUUGGAGAGUUUCAGCUUGUCCUCUUUGCAGUCUUUCUCUGCCUCUAUCUGAUCAUCUUGAGUGGAAACGUCACCAUCAUCUCAGUCAUCUGCUUAGAUCGCAGCCUACACACACCAAUGUACUUCUUUCUAGGUAUCCUCUCCACCUCUGAGAUCUUCUACACACUUGUUAUACUGCCCAAGAUGCUUAUCAACCUGUUCUCUGUACUGAGGACACUCUCCUUUGUGAGCUGUGCCACACAGAUGUUCUUCUUUCUUGGUUUUGCUGUCAGCAAUUGCUUGCUGCUGGGAGUGAUGGGCUAUGAUCGCUAUGCUGCCAUCUGCCAGCCUUUGCGCUACCCAAUUCUCAUGAGCUGGAGAGCAUGUGGACAACUGGCAGCAACUUGCAUUGUUAGUGGUUUCCUCGUAUCUCUGGUGGGAACAACAGUAGUCUUUAGCCUCCCUUUUUGUGGCUCCAACAACAUCAACCACUACUUUUGUGAUAUUUCACCAGUCAUCCGUCUUGCCUGUGCUGACACUUACAUCAAUGAACUGGUCAUCUUCAUCUGUGGGGUGCUGGUGCUUGUUUUGCCUUUGUUAUUCAUCUGUAUCUCUUAUGGUUUCAUUGUCCACACCAUCCUGAAGAUCCCAUCAGCUGAAGGCAAGAGAAAAGCCUUCUCCACCUGUGCCUCCCAUCUCAUUGUGGUCACUGUCCAUUUCGGCUGUGCUUCCUCUGUCUACCUGCGACCCUCAGCCAAAAACACAUCAGGCAAAGACAGGCUAGUGACAGUGACCUACACCAUCAUCACCCCACUGUUGAACCCCAUGGUAUAUAGCCUCAGGAACAAAGAUGUACAAGUAGCCAUUAGGAAAUUAAUUGGGAAGGCUGGCUUUUCUUUCAAGACUUUGUAAUCACAACACUUUUCAAUAGUACAUACACAUUUUGGGAAAUUGUUUCACCGUUUAAGUCAUGAGGAUAUUUUGUCUAUUUAUUUUUCUUAUUAUAUAUACAUG
Oryctolagus cuniculus (rabbit) is the source of this 1298-nucleotide messenger RNA. The record is from RefSeq and is a predicted model, not a curated record. NCBI's taxonomy places the organism in Eukaryota, Metazoa, Chordata, Mammalia, Lagomorpha, Leporidae.